Messenger RNA from Helianthus annuus (common sunflower), 642 nucleotides. RefSeq lists its product as uncharacterized. Gene Ontology annotation, molecular function: nucleic acid binding; zinc ion binding. The transcript has 2 exons. Lineage: Eukaryota; Viridiplantae; Streptophyta; Magnoliopsida; Asterales; Asteraceae. The record is from RefSeq and is a predicted model, not a curated record. The coding region runs from base 1 to 642 and encodes 213 amino acids.
AUGGAGUCGUCAAAGAAACAGGAAGCAAAAGGCGGGUUGCCGAGUUUUAAGGUCUGCUGUAAAGGGCACAAGGGCGAGUGUCGGUUCAAAGAUAAGCCGUGUCCUAUAUGCGGGAAGACAGGACAUACAGCUACAUUAUGCCCGAGAAAAGUUUUAGUUUGUUAUAAAUGCUACCAGCCGGGUCAUAAGAAAUCAGAAUGCCCAGAAUUAGUUGGACAGAAGGAUAGCAAGGGUUCGCAAGCAGAAACUCCAAAGGCAAAGGCUAGAUCCUUCCAGUUAACCGCGGCCGAGGCAAAGAUGGAACCCGAUGUGGUCUCAGAAGUAGAAAUAGGUGACAACAAAAGUUUUAUCGUGUGUGACAUGUGUCAAGAUUGUAAGAUGAGUGUCGAUGAUGAGGAAUACUCAAUAGGAGAAUUCCAAGUAGUGGUUGGGAUGGAGUGGUUAUCCCGACAUCACGCGAAGGUCGUGUGUUUCCGCAAGGAGAUAAAACUAACAUCUCCAAGUGGAAAACACGUUACCAUCUAUGGCGAGAAAGGGGGUAAUCCCGUAAUAUGCUCAAUGUUAAAGGCUCACAAACUUAUGAGGCGCGGAUGUAGAGCGUUCAUGAUUUACGUAAACAAACCCGAGAAGGGACUGCCAUAG